AUGGCUAAACAAUCAGAUGAUAAAGUAAAUACAAAUACCAUAUUGGACAAACUACAAGCAAAAGAGUGUCGAACAAAAAAUAGCAAUUCAGAUGUGUUGCCUGUAUCAAAGCCGACAGAUAAAGCCAAAACUCCUGUUAUAGAAAAGAAGGAUUUGGAAUUAUUAAAAAAAUUUGAUUUAAAUAUGGAUUUUGGACCGUGUACAGGUAUCACACGACUCGAAAGAUUUAAUAGAGCUAUGAAACACAGUUUAGAUCCUCCGUCACGUGUUCAAGAAUUGAUCGAUAUGUAUCCUAAUUCAAAAGAAGUAACACACUGGGGACCAGAACGAUCAGUGCCAUUUAAAACAGAUUCAUUAGCUCGAAUUAAUAAUGAUUCCUUAAUCAGUAAGUAAUCUGUAUCUGUGUUGUUCUGAUUUGUUUUAUACAUGCGCAUAUAUUAAAAAGAAGGUACAGUCCUGGUUUUUGAACGGUUAAAUUGUUUGUUAAACUAGUCAUUAUAGUAAAAAGAAUAAGAAAGAUAGUUUUCAUUUUUUCGUACAGUU
This is a messenger RNA of Didymodactylos carnosus, 543 nucleotides long. The record is from the annotation of a GenBank genome assembly. Lineage: Eukaryota; Metazoa; Rotifera; Eurotatoria; Philodinida; Philodinidae.